AGACCCGGCCCCGGCGUCCAGCAACCUUCUCGCUGCGGCUCGUCACCUCCGGGGUCCCAGCCUCCACGGGCCGGGGCCGCCGCCGCCGCCGCAGGACGGGGAGGCGGGCCAUGGCGUCCUGCGUGGGGAGCCGGACCCUGAGCAAAGAUGAUGUGAACUACAAGAUGCAUUUCCGGAUGAUCAACGAGCAGCAAGUGGAGGACAUCACCAUCGACUUCUUCUACCGGCCGCACACCAUCACUCUGCUCAGCUUCACCAUCGUCAGCCUCAUGUACUUUGCCUUCACCAGGGAUGACUCUGUCCCAGAAGACAACAUCUGGAGGGGUAUCCUCUCCGUAAUUUUCUUCUUUCUUAUCAUCAGUGUACUAGCUUUCCCCAAUGGUUUUUUGGCUGUGAGGCAUGCUCCCCAACCAGGGAUCGAACCCACACUCCCUGCAUUGGAAGGCGAAGUCUUAACCACUGGACCACCAGGUCCGUUUACUCGACCUCAUCCGGCCUUGUGGCGAAUGGUUUUCGGGCUCAGCGUGCUCUACUUCCUGUUCCUGGUGUUCCUGCUCUUCCUGAACUUUGAGCAGGUUAAAUCCCUGAUGUACUGGCUAGAUCCGAACCUUCGAUACGCCACAAGGGAAGCAGAUAUCAUGGAGUAUGCUGUGAACUGCCAUGUUAUCACCUGGGAGAGGAUUAUCAGCCAUUUUGAUAUAUUUGCCUUUGGACAUUUCUGGGGCUGGGCUAUGAAGGCCUUGCUGAUCCGUAGUUAUGGUCUCUGCUGGACAAUCAGUAUUACCUGGGAGCUGACUGAGCUUUUCUUCAUGCAUCUUCUGCCCAAUUUUGCCGAGUGCUGGUGGGACCAAGUCAUCCUGGACAUCCUGCUGUGCAACGGUGGUGGUAUCUGGCUGGGCAUGGUCGUCUGCAGGUUUUUAGAGAUGAGGACUUACCACUGGGCAAGCUUCAAGGACAUCCACACCACCACCGGGAAAAUCAAAAGAGCCGUGCUCCAGUUCACUCCUGCUAGCUGGACCUAUGUUCGGUGGUUUGACCCCAAAUCUUCAUUUCAGAGAGUGGCUGGAAUAUACCUUUUCAUGAUCAUCUGGCAGCUGACUGAGUUGAAUACCUUCUUCCUGAAACAUAUCUUUGUGUUCCAAGCCAGUCAUCCGUUAAGUUGGUGUAGAAUUCUCUUUAUUGGCGGCAUCACGGCUCCCACAGUGAGACAGUACUAUGCUUACCUCACCGACACACAGUGCAAGCGUGUGGGAACACAGUGCUGGGUGUUUGGGGUCAUUGGUUUCCUGGAAGCUAUUGUCUGCAUAAAAUUUGGACAAGAUCUCUUCUCUAAGACCCAAAUCCUCUAUGUUGUGCUUUGGCUUCUUUGUGUGGCGUUCACUACCUUCCUGUGUCUGUACGGCAUGGUUUGGUAUGCAGAGCACUAUGGUCACCGAGAAAAGACCUACUCAGAGUGUGAAGAUGGUACCUACAGCCCUGACAUCUCCUGGCCUCACGGGAAAGGUACAAAAGCACGUCUGUGCAUCACGGACAUCGUGUACGUCGUCGGCCUCAACUCCACGUCCUCGUGCUGGGCCACCUCCCUGAGUGUCUCCAAGUUCGUUUUCUGGCGCUUUAACCUUCCUCUGAUCAAUAGCCGGGUGCAGCUGAAGAAGACGUUUCCUUCUACAAGGCCGGCCUAGGAGAGGCCCCCGCCCACCUGCGAUGACUUGGAUUUCCUUGGGUCACGUGAAAGCAGAGUGCAUGUGAGACAGUCUCUCCUCAGUGGCUUUGUACGGAACGGCCGGGAAAGUCCUCAGCUCCUUUCCGUGUCCUUUCUUUGAGUUUAAUCUUUUCUUUUUCCCUUUCAGUAAGACUACAGUGUUUCCAAAACUAGUGCUUUCCUUGACCAGCCAGAUCCACGGCUGCCAUUUCCUCCUAGAAACUGUGCUGCUGGGUUUGGUCUACUUUUUCCACUCAUUUCUAUGCAAAUGGGCUUCACGUUGAUGAAAUGUAAAAUUUUCCUUGUCACGUAUGUUUACUGAAGAUCGCCUUUAAUCCCUUUAAUCAGAGUUGUCAUUUAGUAUCAGAAACGAUUUGAAUGCAAGUGAUCUCACAUUUGCCAUUUACAGACUGCCCUCUUAAGAGGCACCGUUGUUUAGGACGUAAUACGCGAAGAAUUCUUUACGUAUAUUUCUCUGUAUGUAGCAUGGCAUGGAGUGUUGAGUACUUUUUCUUUUUUGUCAUUCUUGGUCUUUCCGUGGCCUUUCCCUGCCUUUCUUGUGUCUGUUUUCACCAUUUGUAAAAGCCUUGGCCAAACUGCUCCCAUAGCAAUGCUAGGACACUUCAUUGACCUGUUUUAAGCAUUUUGAUGAUAAAAGACAUCCUAUAAAUGCCAGUCUUAUUUUCACCAUGACUGCUUCUGUAGUGAGCUCAUGAGUAAAGUACUCACCUAGGAGAAAUAAAAUUCUUUACCAAAUACAUCAGGUUCAGCCCUAUUGGUCUCCCCUCUGAAGCUGCUCUGCAUCAUCUCUAAGUGAUACCUCUUUUUGUCAGGGGUCUCCUUGUGGAAUUGGACCCUUGGGUUGCCUUAUUUGUUGAUAAUAGUGCAGUUACUCAGGCCCUUACGGGGGGAGCUAAAUGCAGGGUGGAAAAGAAAAAAUUUAACCAUUGGAAACCAGAGGAAGUGAGCACUUUAAACAGGGGGGAUUAAUUUGUGUGCUCUGUGCUCUUUUAAUUAUGCGUAGGGUUACCCGCGUGUUCACCAGGUGGGCUUCACUUACAGAGUUCUUAUUGCUAUGAAAACCAGGUAUCCCCCAGGUAGGUAAUUGCAAAUCCUCAAUGUAUUUCCCACUUUUAUGAUUGAAAUCAAGAUGUGAGGAGAACCAAGACUUCUGUUCAUCAGUGUUUCAUUACAGGUGCAUCUCUUGCCUUCAUCGUGCAUGUACAUUGCAAGGGUUAUAUUUGAGAUUUGGUUCUUUGUGAGUUUCAGCAUUAGUAAUGGCUACGACCAAUGGGCUUCAGAGUCUGGUUGCUAGCCCAUAAUAGAUUUUUACAGCAUUUCACUUUAUAACAUUUUAUUCUAAACCUGAUGCUAGGACUAUCACAGGUGAAGGUUACAAAUUUUUUUAAUUUAACUCUGGUAUUACCUUUGAUGCAAUAAAUACCUACAGCUUUUUUAUUUUGCUGUCUUCUGUGAAUUUAGAGGAAUUAUUUAUUAAUGUCUACCAAAGAAGGGGGAAAAUAGUUGGAUGUGUACAUUUUUGGUUUUUGUUUUUUUAGUGUGUGGGAAUGCUGAAAUGUAAAAUUUUCCUUGUCACCUAUGUUUACUAAAGAUCGCCUUUAAUCCCUUUGA
This is a messenger RNA of Aethalodelphis obliquidens (Pacific white-sided dolphin), 3334 nucleotides long. RefSeq names its product phosphatidylserine synthase 1 (gene PTDSS1). The record is from RefSeq and is a predicted model, not a curated record. Bases 111 to 1682 code for a protein of 523 amino acids. Gene Ontology annotation, molecular function: L-serine-phosphatidylethanolamine phosphatidyltransferase activity. The transcript has 14 exons. Lineage: Eukaryota; Metazoa; Chordata; Mammalia; Artiodactyla; Delphinidae. Gene Ontology annotation, biological process: phosphatidylserine biosynthetic process.